AUGUCUAUUUCCUACCCAUUUUUUGCUGAUGGGAAAGUCCUCAUACAUCCAAUUGCUAUUCCCGCACUGUUGCCAAUCCCGACGCAUAUUCCGCCACCGCCAAUGCCAGCCGGAAUGCGUUCCUGGUUAGCGAAUCGACGACGGUUAAGCGGUGACUCAUUUGGGUUUUCAACCGGAUCCGGAAGGUCCAGUGUUUCAUCCAAUGGAAACGGGGUAUGA
Messenger RNA from Enterobius vermicularis (human pinworm), 219 nucleotides. NCBI's taxonomy places the organism in Eukaryota, Metazoa, Nematoda, Chromadorea, Rhabditida, Oxyuridae. The record is from the annotation of a GenBank genome assembly.